Molecule: messenger RNA, 951 nt
Organism: Pichia membranifaciens NRRL Y-2026
Lineage: Eukaryota; Fungi; Ascomycota; Pichiomycetes; Pichiales; Pichiaceae
Exons: 1
Coding region: 1-951 (316 amino acids)
Biological process (GO): vacuole fusion, non-autophagic
Cellular component (GO): fungal-type vacuole membrane
Molecular function (GO): phospholipid binding
Source: RefSeq, a predicted model, not a curated record
AUGGCGUUGGACGUGUUGGUGACGAAGAAAGACGUCUCGGAGAGCGUUGAGCAGAUGCAGGAGCUGAGCAGGUGCUGCGAGGCGUUGAGCCAGAAGCUAAAGGAGGCGUCCGAUGCGUUUGGCGACUUUGGCGCCGUGAUCGAGAAGAUCUCCCGCUCCAAGGGGAGCGGGGAGCACUGCAAUGCGCUCAGCACGUUCAGCAACUACCAGUAUCUGAUAUCGAACCAGCACCGGUACUUGGGGGAGCUUCUGCAGCGAGAGUUUGGAGACAAGAUCGGAGACAUCAAGAACGAGUACGAGGGCCGGAACCGGGUCCGACGGGACGAGUUCCAGAGCGAGUAUAAGACGCUUGUGAAGGAGUUGAAGAGCAGCGAGGUUGCGAACAGCAAGCUGCGGAAGGGGAAGAUACGGAACUUGGUGUCGUACAAGACAAACCUUGCGAGCUUGACGAGCAAGCUCGACAACAUCGACCGCGUCUACCACGACUACUACGUGGACUCGUACGGCCUGAUCGAGGAGGCCAGCGGGCGGAUAGUCGAACGCGCUCGGAGCGUGGUGCGUCAGGAGUCGGUGGUGUUCGGCAAGCUAGCGGAGAAGACACGCCCCGGGAACGGACUGGACGUGCUUUUCACGGAGGACGUGGACGCGGACGUAGACGUGGACGCGGAUGCGGAAGCCAUUGCUGUCGACGAGGACGAGGACGUUGAGGACGGCGACACGACGAUACGGGAGGAGCGGGACGAGGACGAGGCGGCGGUGCGGGCAGCAGACGACGUCGAAGACGACGAUGACGACGACAUGAGCAGACGUGACGAAAGGUACAUGCAGCAGGCGGUGGAGCUCUUGCGCCAGGAGCAGCCGGAGCCGGCUGGCGACGGCUCCGUCGACCGGGCCAGCGAGGCCGCCAAGGCCAGCGAGGCCGACGCCGACCAGCCGAUGCCCCCUGCAUAG